Setaria italica (foxtail millet) is the source of this 1083-nucleotide messenger RNA. RefSeq names its product disease resistance RPP13-like protein 4. Gene Ontology annotation, molecular function: ADP binding. The coding region runs from base 1 to 1083 and encodes 360 amino acids. The record is from RefSeq and is a predicted model, not a curated record. Lineage: Eukaryota; Viridiplantae; Streptophyta; Magnoliopsida; Poales; Poaceae. Gene Ontology annotation, biological process: defense response to other organism. The transcript has 2 exons.
AUGGCCACCGAUCCUCGGAUCAACAUCCUCUACGCCGACGUGCCGGAUCAGGUCGGCGUUGACGGCCCCAUGAGUGAUAUUGUGGAGUGGUUGAUGGGUGGAACAACCACUCUCAAGGUGCUCUCGAUUGUCGGGUUUGGCGGCCUGGGCAAGACGACCCUCGCCAUGGAGGUGUUCAGAAGGGUUGAGGCGCAGUUUGGCUGCCGCGCUUUCGCAGCCGUGUCGCAAAAGUUAGACAUGAAGCUCUUAAAGGACUUGCUCUCACAGGUCGCACAAGGUGCUGAUGGCAUGGACACAUGGGAGGAGGGCCGACUCAUCCGCAAGCUGAGGGAGUGCUUACUAAAUAAAAGGUACCUCAUUAUAAUAGACGAUGUUUGGAGCAAAUCAGCAUGGGAAAAAGUUAGAUGUGCUUUACCUCAGAAUAACCACAGCAGCAGGAUCCUAACAACAACACGAAUUGAGUCGGUAGCAAAGUCUUGUUGCUCUGACCCUGAUGAUCCUAUAUACAGAAUCGAACCACUUAAUGAAUCAGAUUCAAAGGUCCUAUUUUUCAAGAGAAUAUUUGGCGACAAGGAAGGUUGCCCUCCCCAACUUAAGGAAGUUUCCAAUCAGAUCAUGAAGAAAUGUUGUGGCUCACCAUUGGCUACAAUCAGCAUUGCUAGCUUGUUAGCUAGCAAGCCCGUCAUGUUGAAGGAGCAGCGGGAGAAAUUGCUGAUCUCUAUAGGUUCUGCAUUAGAAAAGAAUCCUGAUCUAGAGGGCAUGAAGCAAAUACUUUCCCUCAGCUAUUAUGACCUUCCCUACCACCUCAAAAUAUGUUUUCUGUACCUCAGUUUUUUUCCUGAGGACUUCAAGAUUGAAAGGGACAGUCUGAUUCAGCAAUGGAUACCUGAAGGAUUCGUUGGCAUAGAAAGAGGUCUAAGUGUAGAGGAAGUUGCAGAAGGCUACUUCAACGAACUCAUCAAUAGAAGCAUGGUCCAACCAAUGGAUAUAAACUGUGAUGGUAGGGCUCAUGCUUGCAGGGUUCAUGAUGUGAUGCUUGAGCUUAUACUAUCAAAGGCGAUCGAAGAGAAUUUUGUUACUUGA